Molecule: messenger RNA, 1403 nt
Organism: Meriones unguiculatus (Mongolian gerbil)
Lineage: Eukaryota; Metazoa; Chordata; Mammalia; Rodentia; Muridae
Gene: Scd5
Product: stearoyl-CoA desaturase 5
Molecular function (GO): oxidoreductase activity, acting on paired donors, with oxidation of a pair of donors resulting in the reduction of molecular oxygen to two molecules of water
Source: RefSeq, a predicted model, not a curated record
AAGAAUAGUCCUCUUUCCCUGAUUAGGAAAUUUAUGCUGAGAUGGGUUAGAAAAAAAACAACAAUCAAACCAAGCCAAGUCAAAGGCCACCAGGUUGAAAGUGGAACACAGAGCUCCCCUUUUCAUCGAUCCGCUUCGGGUGGCACUGUCUGGGGCAUCAGCUCACCCUCUUUGCUUCUCCCGGCAUGCCACCCUCUGGGCAGCUAGCAUUGGAGCGGAGAAACAAGUGGGCUUUUCCUAGGGGGAGAAAGCCUUGUCAUGGGAAUUCACCAUCGAAAGAACUGCGGUGUUGCGUGCUAGCCUGCGGCUCCUGCGGCUGCGCAGGCGACAGACCAGCAACAGAUGUCAAACACCAAAAGGAGAGGAGAGGAGAGGGCAGAGACACCAAGUGCGGUACAUCCGCUUAGAGGCGGGAGCGUACGUUCCUCUCCAGCCAAGCCAGCCCCACCCUGCCAAGGUCCCCAUCUGCAAUGCCAAGGAGGAAAUCCGUGCGGGGCUCCAGGGACCAGCAGGGUGCGCUCGGGCAGCGCCUCAGCGUUGUCCGGAGGAACGUGUUCCUGAUGAGCCUCCUGCGUCUAGGGGCUGUAUACUUUCCAAUGCUCAUCCCUAAGGCCAAACUGCUCACUCUGCUAUUGCUGUGGGCCUACUUCUGCUCCUUCCUGACUCCUGCGGGCCUGAGGACUGGUGCCCAUUGCCGGUGGAGCCACAGGUCCUACAAGGCCAAGCUACCUCUCAGGAUAUUUCUGGCUGCUGCCAACUCCAUGGCUUUCUCAAACAACAUCUUCGUAUGGGCCAGGGAGCAUCGAGCCCACCACAAGGACUCAGAGACAGAUGCAAACCCCCACAAUGCCCGCCGUGGCUUCUUUUUCUCCCACAUCGGGUGGCUGCAGGUUGGCAAGCAUCCAGACGUCACUGAGAAGGGCAGGAGGCUCGAUGUCAUCAAUACGCUUGCUGACCCCAUGGUCCAGGUUCAGAGAAAGUACCAUAAGGAUCAGCAUGUGCUCAUGCACUUCAUGGUCCCUGUACUGGUGCCCUGGUACGUCUGGGGCGAGCGUCUAUGGAAUUCCUACUUCUUGGCUUCUGUUCUCCGAUAUGCCGUUGCCCUCAAUGGCACCUGGCUGGUCAACAGCGCUGCCCACAUGUAUGGGAAGUGGCCCUAUGACAAGCAUAUCAACCCUUGGCAGAACCCACUCGUCACUUAGGGGGCCGUUGGUGAAGGCUUCCACAAUUACCACCACGUAUUUCCCUUCGACUACUCUGUGAGUGAAUUUGGCUUAAAUUUCAACCCAGCCACCUGGUUCAUUGACUUCACAUGCUUCCUGGGACUGGCCACUGACCACAAACAGGCCACCGAGCAGAUGAUCGAGGCCUGUAAAGCCAAGACUGGUGACGGCGGUGCCUGA